GAAGCGGGGCAGAGUGGCGUCGCGGGGCGGGUGGGGCCUCGGCCUCCGCGGAGGCCCCACCUCAGUCUCCUGCCUGCUGGUCCUGGUCCCAGAUCCUCCCAACCCCCACCCCCACACUUCGGGGACCUGCGAACUCGGCCGUGACAGCACCCCUUGAGGAAAGACAUUCUCUGCUCCCACCCAGUUGGCAGGGCCAGCUUCCUGAAUCUCCCGGGUGUGUCUUAACUGCCAGUGCCAGCGCCUCCUGAAAGCCCCACUCUCUCCCUCCAGUGGUCACAGUGGAAGGAUCAUGGGAGAAACAGAAGGGAAGAAAGAGGAGGCUGAUUAUAAGCGACUGCAGACCUUCCCUCUGGUCAGGCACUCGGACAUGCCAGAGGAGAUGCGAGUGGAGACCAUGGAGCUGUGUGUCACGGCCUGUGAGAAAUUCUCCAACAACAAUGAGAGCGCUGCCAAGAUGAUCAAGGAGACGAUGGACAAGAAGUUCGGCUCCUCAUGGCACGUGGUCAUCGGCGAGGGCUUUGGGCUGGAGAUCACACAUGAGGUGAAGAACCUGCUGUACCUGUACUUCGGGGGGGCCCUGGCCGUGUGUGUCUGGAAGUGCUCCUGACGCGGCCCCUCCCCAGCCCCCGGCCCAGGGGGGCCCAGUACUGCCGGCAGGUGUCACUGUCCUGGUCUUUAUCGGCCAUAGGCAGAUGGCCCCAGAAGCAGCCUGUCUGCUCAUGGGACACUGGCAGCGUCUCCCCUUGUCCUCUGGAGAAGUGAUGCCCCCCGCCCCCCAGAAGCCCCUUCCCCGAUCUGACCCCCAGGCUGAACAAACCACUGCAUCUCAUGGGGCUGGUAGCACCCUAGUCCCCCAGCUUUGGCCUGAGGACCAAGCAGCCUUCCCCGGUCCUCUCCUCUCCCCACCCCCAGCUGCCAGGCUGUGAGCCUUUUGUACCUGCCUCCACCCCUGUGCUUGCACUUGGUAGCCCGGGGCGGAGGGUGUGGACAUCACUGAGCCUCUGCGAGGCUCCGGGGCCAGGAGUGCACUCGCCACAAGGCCUGUUUGCAGGGAAUCCUGGCCUGCCGGCUACCAAUCAUCAGGGACCGCAUGCUAAUUUGUACUUCUUAUCUCUGCUGGGUUUUCUAUAUUCUUUUUUGAGCGUGGGGAGAAGGGUUUUAGUAGAAGGGUGAAUCCUAUUUUACACAGCGGUCUUAUUUAUAUAAAUGUCUUGGUUUUUACAAUUAAAGUGACCAAAAAUGGACCUUGA
Mustela lutreola (European mink) is the source of this 1250-nucleotide messenger RNA. RefSeq names its product dynein axonemal light chain 4 (gene DNAL4). Gene Ontology annotation, cellular component: dynein complex. The coding region runs from base 290 to 607 and encodes 105 amino acids. Lineage: Eukaryota; Metazoa; Chordata; Mammalia; Carnivora; Mustelidae. The transcript has 4 exons. Gene Ontology annotation, biological process: microtubule-based process. Gene Ontology annotation, molecular function: dynein light intermediate chain binding; dynein intermediate chain binding. The record is from RefSeq and is a predicted model, not a curated record.